AUGGGGAAGCCCUACAGCGCCUCGCCUCGGAAUGCGGAGCUCGUGGAGUUUGCAAGUCCAGAACUGCGUGCAGACGUGCGGCUGGUGAAGUGGGCGAUGGGCAUGAAAGACACCCGUCCUGGUGAGAUAAACACCAAUGUGGAGGAGUACUUGGAGUACAACUCCCUCGCCACAUCUCGCCUGCCUCAGCCGAACACUCUUCGGCACGCUACCGCGAAGGUGCGCGGCAACGACUCCGACCUAAUGCUCCAUGCGAUCCUGAUGUAUUGGUUCGCCGCCGAUCACCUCACUCUGCCCUUGCGAGACUCGAAGCCGUUCUGGCGGAAGGUCAUCGAGCAAAGCCCGGCCACAGGUUGGCAGGCGUUCGGAAACUAUGCCCCCGUGGUGCUCCGAGAGGACGAGGAGCUGAUGGAACUGGCGCUCUCUUUUGAUCCGCUAGCACUUCAGUUUGCCGGCCCUUCCUUGCGGAAGAGUCGCCCCUUCAUCCUAGAGGCCGUCCGGAAGGACUGGCGCUCCCUCCGCUGUGCCCCUGAUGUCUUCCGCGCGGAUACGGAGAUCCUGGCAAAAGCGGCGAUUCAGACGCUGGAGGCGCUAGACUAUGCCUUCGACCUCGCCGCUGCCGAGGCUCGCCCAUCGACGAGUGCGUCAACGAAGGACGUCUGGGAGAGCAUCCAGGAAGCGGAGGAGAAGGAACGCCGCGAGAAGGAGCUGCAGCAGGAGUGGCGGGAGCUGCUCCUCCUGCUCUCCGAGACCCACGGGAGAUCCUUGGAAGCAUCGUUUUAG
This is a messenger RNA of Symbiodinium sp. CCMP2592, 783 nucleotides long. NCBI's taxonomy places the organism in Eukaryota, Dinophyceae, Suessiales, Symbiodiniaceae. The record is from the annotation of a GenBank genome assembly.